Molecule: messenger RNA, 826 nt
Organism: Uranotaenia lowii
Lineage: Eukaryota; Metazoa; Arthropoda; Insecta; Diptera; Culicidae
Product: apolipoprotein D-like
Exons: 3
Coding region: 76-750 (224 amino acids)
Molecular function (GO): retinol transmembrane transporter activity; retinoid binding
Source: RefSeq, a predicted model, not a curated record
UAGCAUUAUAUUCAGAGUUCAAAAUUACAAACGAAAAGUUCAUUGAAGCAAUUACCUUACGUUAGAUCAAUCACAAUGAAAAUUUCUACGAUUUUUCUACCUCUGGUAAUCCUGGUUGGAUUUCUCUACUUCCAACCAACAGCAGCCCAAAUUGUCUCGCCAGGAAUUUGUCCUCAGUACCCGGUCGUGCAGAAUUUCGACGUGGAACGAUACCUUGGGUUGUGGUACGAGAUUAAGCGAUACGAACAGUUCUUCCAGCUUGACGGCGAAUGUGUAACGGCUCAGUACUCCAUCAACGAGGAAGAUGGAAGUGUUCGCGUCUUCAACAGCAUGGUUGUGCUCCCGAAUCAGGAACGUCAAUCGGAUAUUGGCCGAGCUGUGGUCGCUUUUCCAGAUGAAGUUCCCCUUCAAGCUAAGCUGAACGUUACUUUCGAUGCUGCGGCUGAGGUGUCCGCAAACUACUGGGUCCUGGAUACGGAUUACGACAACUUUGCCGUCGUUUGGGGGUGCUUCCAGCUGCCUCCCAAUGAACAGGGACCCAGGCGUGCCGAAAAUGCUUGGAUUCUGUCUCGGGAGUAUCGACUGGAUCUUGAUGUCAUACAAGCGGUGGAGAACAAAAUUGCUCUCUUCUUGGAUGCCUCACAGCUACGGGAAACCAAGCAGGAUCCUCGAACUUGCUGUUCGGUCGAGGAAGAUGUCACCACUCAUCCAUCCUGCGCCAUUAUGAGGCUUAAGUCAAAACGUGUUUAAAUUUCAAUGAAAUCUCAAACUGUAAUGUAAAAUAGUUCGUUUAAUCAUUUUUAAAAUAAAUUUUAUUCAUUUUCAA